CCUGCAAUCCCUCUCCCAUCCACUCGCGUUACUUUCUCUUGUUAUCACCGUUUCCUUAUUGCUUUCUCCUAUGAGUAGCGAGCGAGAGAGAGAGAGUGCUGGAGGGUGAGCAAGAGAGUGAGAGAGGCUCUAGUGAAUGCGCCGUAAUUUUGACCUGUGUUCCACUGGUUCCAUUAGCUAUUACAGCCCGCAGGCAUGGCUACCGCGUCGGACAGUCAGCAGCAGCAGCAGCCGUAGAGACGUUUCCACGCCGCUGCCGCCGAAGUCUUUUCUCUCUUUCAAAUCUUCCCAGUGUAUUGUCUAGCUCUAUGCCUGCGCAGUGCAAUGGAUUUAAAACCUAUCUGAUACCAACCUGCAGUGGUCAGGCAGGCAAGGCAGCGUUAGGCUACACCGAGGGACCAAUCAAUAUCAUCAGUGGAGUACAGAUCAAAAGGGGAGCUGCUAGAGGGGGAAAAACGUCGCGGAGGAAGGAGGCUGGAAUUAUGAAGGUCUGUCACAAUGUCUAAGGCCACAGUGAAGAAGCUGCACUGGCGCUCCAAGGUGCAGGAGAGUUUUGUUCCCCUGGGGGGCGGGUCUGGGGAGCUGGGUGUGGCCAUCGGUGGUGGGGCCGACUAUGGAGAGUUCCCAUUCGUCACUGCAGCACCGGGAGGUGGGGCCACAGUGGGUGACGUUAUCCUGGAGAUUGGGGGAACGCCUGUCCUGGGAAUGACUCUGGGAGAUGUGAGAGGGGUCCUCAACUCCUGCCCCCAUCCAAUACGUAUCAAAACGGUCUCCCCAGGGUCAACGCUGUGUAAGGACCUCAGGUUGUAUUUGAGUAAGUGUUUCACGCCAGGAUCCAUGGACAGCCAGCUACAGCAGGUCAUCCGAGAGAACCUCUAUCUCCGUGCUGUCCCCUGUACAACCAGACAGCCUCGGGAUGGAGAGAUAUCAGGGGUGGACUACAAUUUUGUAUCUAUAGAGGAGUUCUUUUCCCUGGAGGAAUCUGGUGCCCUGCUGGAAAGUGGCAAGUUCAAGGGGAACUACUACGGGACGCCCCGCCCAGUCCACAUUGGCCCAGAGAGCCCACCAAUCACGUACCAAGAACACCGUAACCUGCUUCGGAACUUCAGGACACGCAGCAAAUCACUCAGCAACCUAGAGAAGGCUGUUGAAGAGGGAGAGAACAGUGAGGAAGACUCUGGAUUGUCAGCAGGCUCAGUAGGUGCCAGCAGUGCCCCGCCCACAGCUCUAGCCAUCAGCCAAUCGUGGGACUCCAGGGAAGGUGUAGUCGUGGAAAAUGGAGGGAGCAGCAUUGCCACAAGGGGAGGAGUGGCACUGCCCGAAAACUGGGAGCUGGCCUUCAGCGACUCGGGAGAGCCUUACUAUAUAGAUCAUAACUCCAAGACCACCAGCUGGCUGGACCCCCGAGCUCAGAGCAAAGAAAUCCUUAGCAAGAACGAGUUACCUGAGUUCACUGACCAGCCGGCGGAGCUGAAGGGCUAUUCCAUCCACACGCGUCUGUCUAAAGGUCCGCGGGGGUUUGGCUUCAACAUAGUGGGAGGAAGCAGACAGAGAGAGUUCCUACAGGUCUACAGUGUGACACCCGGAGGACCACCCGCACUAAACACAGCUGACAUCCUGGUCUACAUCAACGACAGCUGUGUCCUGGGGCUGUCCCACAAGGAGGUGGUGGACAUGCUGAAGUCCGUCCCCAUGGGCCAGAGCGUGGACGUGGUUCUUCGGAGGGGCUACCCCAUGCUCUACAACCCCGACGGCUGCCCCAAGCAACCUCUGACCUCCCCGGCCUCGUCCUCCUCCCCGCUGGAGCCCCUCAGUGCCGCUGCCACGCCCCCGUCCACCGCUGGCGCCCAGGCUCAGGCGCUCCCCGACGCCGGUCCGGCGGAGCCGCCUCGCCCCCACACUGCCGGCUGGGGCAACCUGAACCGGACCCUGUCCCAUCACAAUGGGAACUACCUCAGGGUGAUGGGGGAGCCUGGGUUGGGUUUGGACGCCAACGGGAAUGCCGCAGGUCUGGUCUCUGCCACCCCCGCCCACACACUGUCUAAUGGAACGUCUGGCUCUUCCGCCAGCUCGGCUGGCACCCCCUCCUCUCAUAGCAGGGGCAUUCCUCCCCCACCCCCACCUGAAAGAAAUCCUGUCUCUGUCCCGGAGGGGGGGGCUUCGGGUGGAGUGGCAAAGAGAUCGUCUCUUAUGCGUUUUGGCGGGAACUCCCUCCCCCCCCACUCCUCCAUGCUCCUCCACCAGACCCCAGAAAGUGACAUCUCCUCCUCCACCCUGCCCAUUUCCCUUUCCAAGCAGCCUGCGUCCCAGCCGGAGGUGGGCGGAGCCCCUGUCCAGCGCCCGCCCAUGCCCCAGACCUCCCUGACGCUCCCAGCACCCACAGAAGCCCCUGCCUGUGGCUUCAACGGCUGCCCUGCCAAUGCCCACCUCCGUGGGGGGCAUAGCCCAGCUGGCGAGGGGGCAUCUGGUCUGGCUGGAGGAGGGGAGCUGGUACCCGUGGCCCUGGGGAGGAGUGAGGGGGGAGGCAUGGGGUUUAGCGUCACUGCUGGGGGGCCAUGCGGGCAGACAGCCCUUGUGAAGAGAGUGUGGGACAGGAGGCAGUGUGCCUCCUUACAGCCAGGGGACGCAAUAGUCAAGAUCAAUGGUGCGGACGUGCAAGGUGUCAGCUUCGCUCAGGUGCAGAAGGUCCUCCAGGAUCAUACUAAGCAGGGAGAAGUAGUUCUGUUGGUUUACAGAGGAGGGUCUCUCUGUUCUCCUGUUUCUCCUAACCUCUACAAGCCCUUCUCCUCUCAGCUGGCUCCCCCUUCCUCCGCCCAGGGCCUCCCCUCCCCGUCAGACCAGCCUGCCUCCACCUCCACCUCAGAUGCCUUGGUGCCCCUGCACCUCCCUCAAAACCUCCCCAACCACGGUGGCCUCUCUCCAGCCUCGCCCUCCACCGACGUCCCCUCUCUGGUACAGAGCACCAGCUUCCUGGACUCGGUCCCCGUGACCCUCACUCUGGAACCUAAAGACUGGCUGGGGUUGGAAGAGGGAGGCGCGCACCCGGCAAGGCCUACUGGAGGUGGAGGGGCGGGGCUAGGCGCCAUAGCCAAGGGCCAGGUGGACGGGCGAGGGAGCCUCCCAGGGGUCCGGAGUCAGGAGGUGGAGCUACGAAGACGGACAGGGGAGGGGUUUGGCUUUGUCAUCGCCUCCCAGGAGCUCACCAAUGGUGCCUCGUCCAUGCUGUCCCAUCGGUUUGUGACGGUGCGUCGGGGAAGCCCUGCGGCCCGUUCAGGUCAGAUCCAGCCCGGUGACCAGCUGGAGGCGGUAGAGGGGCGCUCCGUUGUCAGCCUCCCUCACAGAGACCUGGCCCAGCUGCUGAGACGGGCUGGCAACACGCUGCGCCUCACCAUCAUACCGAGAAACACCGCCACCAACACAUCCAGUCUGUUGGAGGGCCCAGAGACGGACACCGAUGGCAGGACAAGGAAAGCCCACAGAGGGAGGCUGAAGGUGAGGCUUCAACAGCAGGACCAGCGGUUCUACAGUGUGGACUUGGAGAGGGGCCCUACGGGGUUCGGUUUCAGUCUGAGAGGGGGCAGUGAGUACAACAUGGGCCUGUAUGUCCUGGGUCUGAUGGAGGGAGGACCCGCUUCCCGGAGCCAUAAGAUACAGGUUAGCGACCAGUUGGUGGAGAUUAAUGGUGACAGUACCACAGGAAUGACCCACAGCCAGGCGGUAGAGCAGAUCCGGCGGGGGGGCCACCGAAUACACCUGGUGCUGAAGAAGGGGAACGGAUAUGUCCCUGACUAUGUGGAGCUGUCCAGUCUGUCUUUGUGUAUGACCAACUCCAAGCAAGGAGAGCCUUGUUUCUAUGUCAUCGGCAGAACAGAGAACACGCGGCCAUGAUCCCAUGGCAGUCUCCCCCACCUCCUCUCCUGACCGAGAGGAGCCGGGUGUGACUGCACUAGAUAAGACACGAUCUCUGCCAAGCAAAGGCGGAAAGGUGGAU
This is a messenger RNA of Esox lucius (northern pike), 3991 nucleotides long. RefSeq names its product MAGI family member, X-linked a (gene magixa). Gene Ontology annotation, molecular function: protein binding. Gene Ontology annotation, cellular component: cytoplasm. Bases 499 to 3888 code for a protein of 1129 amino acids. Gene Ontology annotation, biological process: signal transduction. Lineage: Eukaryota; Metazoa; Chordata; Actinopteri; Esociformes; Esocidae. The record is from RefSeq and is a predicted model, not a curated record. The transcript is spliced from 18 exons.